CAGGCCUCUGCUGAAAAGAGACUUUCAGCCGAGUCAGACUAUCCUGUAAAUAAACAAAGUACAGUUCACUUCUGCUUAAGUGUAAAGACGUGGUAAAUUAAGGUGAGAUGUAUGGAAGUUGCUGCUGUGCAUACUUGGGAGUUAUUCUUUUUCAGGAUCACCCCACUUUCUAAAUCGAGUGAGGUAAGCUACUAAUGUCACUUACUCUGCAUCGCAAUCCAAACUUAACACCCAAGCAUCAGCUGUUUUGAACUCAUAAUCCCGUUAUAAAGUCAUUUUUAACUAUUAUGAAAUUAUUUCAGCUACUUCGGAGUGCAAAGUCAACACAACUAUUGAAAAAAAAAAAGAUAUAUUGGCAAGAGGUAACAUUCUGCUACUUGUUAUCGUCCUCUACUAAAAGAAUACCCGUUCUACUGCCUACAGGAAGUGAUAUUGCUGGCGGACUCUUUAUACGUUGGACCUGGUGCUGCAAAGCAACGCUCGUGGAAGUACUCGUUUCCCAUACGUGAAGUACUGGGAGGAUUUGCUAUUGGGGUAAUCAGCAAUGUCUUCUGUUGUCAAAGAUCAAGACCAUUUUCAGCGACUGAACUUCUUGUACCAGGCUGCUCACUGUGUCUUGGCCCAAAACCCAGAAAACGAGGAACUGGCACGAUUCUACAUUCAUACAGGAAGAAAUGUCUGCAAAAGACUUGUACUGAGACAGGAUCCCUCUGUAAAGCGAACCAUAUGCAAGAAGUGCUCUUCUCUUCUUGUUCCUGGAAUUACAUCCUCUGUGAGACAAAGAAGAUGGAGUCGCAAGAGGAGGGCAACUGUUGUAAGGUGCUUAUAUUGUGGCCUUUCUAAAACCUUCAUCAACAAUCCAAAUCACAAACUGUGGUGUGAACAAAAGGAGGCUCAAUUGCAAAACCAGCCUGUGACAGCUCAACCCACUGCAGAGGAACAAAAACAAACCACAAAACGUAUUACCAGUUCAAAGGCUAUACCCCGGCAGAAGGUGCUUGAGGUUGCAGUUCCUGUUGUAGAGCAUGAGCAAGGUACAAUGCUGAAGUCUGUAACACCAGUGAAGGAUAAGAUGGAGUAUCAAAACACUGUAGAGGGACCAGAAGAACCAUGCAGUCAGAAGCAAAAAACUGAAGAUAAUGGACAUACAUUGUAUGGAUUUUCAGCUUCUGAUUCACCUAACAGUGGUAUUGACAAAGCUAAUGUCAGUGAAAAAGCUGACAAAAGUCUAAAACUUGCUGAGCUUGAUGAGCCCUCUUUGGUAGAUAAAAGUAAUAGUGCUAAUCAGUGUUCAGCAUCUGACCAAAGUUGUCUUGUGGCACACCUACAAUCAGAUGUUUUCUGCCAUCCUACCAGUGAAGGACAACAAACUGCACUCAGCAGCUUUGUAUCACAUGAUACCUUGCAGGAGGGAUUACAAGAGGAGAUACAACAUUUGAAAUUACAGCUUCAGGCUCUGGAGAGUGCUACCACUUCUCAUACUGUGUUACAGGAGACAUUAGCCACAGGUUUUUCUAACCUGCAACAAACUAUAUCCACAAGUGUAGCUUCCUUGCAACAAACUGUUUCCUCAGGCCUUGCAGAUAUAACUGAAGCUUUGUUCCAGAAUGUAGCGACUGUGAAGGACAUGACAGAAGUCUGUCUUAAUUUGCGACCCAGUUCUAGGGGGAUGCAAACAUCUCGAAGUGGACUGGCACUUUCCAGACGCACAGGCUCAAGUUUUUCGCCAGACAAACUUCCGCGGGACCGAAACAGCAGCACAAAAACCUCUCCUGUGACAACAGAGGCUGCUGGAAAGACAUCCUCCAUGUCAGAGUGGAUGCCCCGACUACGCCGCACUGCUGCUCGUAACGCAUCUAAUUCCUGUAGUGGCCAGGUAGCAGGAAGACAGCAGCAGGACAUUGUUUAAAGUGAAAUAUGGAAUGAAAUGUUGAACCAUUUUGUUUUCAUGUUAUUUAGAUUUGAGUUUAUUUAUUUCUAGCAAAGAUGCUUGAAGUUAAGGACAAUUGCCGUAAUGUUUUUCUGGUUAUUAUAUGCUGAUAUUGUCAAGCUUUUUUGUUGGGAGUUGAAGGGUUCUCUGAUUUUUGCACCAGUGUUGCAUGAUUGAGUGACACUUUUCCUUUAAAGUGACUGUGUUUUGAUUCCUGCCCUUUGAUGUGCAUGGCGCCUUCAUGUAUACCAUCAUUGCUUUGGUUGUGUAAGAAUCUUCAGUGAUCAUUUUGAGGGCGGUCUGCUUCAUUACAGUGUUUAUGAAGUAUUCCAUCAGUAGCAGGAACACAAACAAAUGCAAUAAUCAAGCACAUUUGUGCUGUUGACACCCUAGCAUAUCUCUCGUCUCUUGUCUGUAGCAACAUUUCUUGUUCUCACUGUUGCAUAUAGUAUGUCCUUCUGUUACAGUAUUCCUGACUUAAGGGAGUUGUCUGCCAUGGCAACGACUGUCAGCCAGUGUACCAAAUUCUUUUACUACCUAAGGUGUCUGGUACAUCUGACAUUGGCUUACAGCAGACGUCGACCAUAAGAGACGUACAUAUGCAGCACCCUCAGAACUUCUUUGCCACCAGUCGGAUCACCAGUCCCUGAUGUCGUUCUGCUGUCGGAAUCACUAUUCUUGAGAUCAAGUGCCCUGUUGGGGAAACCUUUGUUUUUUGCUACCUUUUUUUUAUCUUUGAGGUUCAUGUCAGUCAAAAAGGGGAAGUGUGACUUUGGAUGACAAGAUUCCUCAUAAAGACAGUCAUACUCUGUGCCUUUUUUGCCUCUGUCCUCAGAACGAUCACAAAUCCUGUGCUAUUUGCCAGUCCUUUGUCCCAAAAUCUCUCAAGACUGUUAUCCUCCCUUGCGAUAUACCUUGAAAAUCAACGUCUCAGUCUUCUUGCAAAAAGCGCGAUGGGCACUCCUCUGGAUCCGACUACCGAGCCUAUAAAAUGGAAAGCCAAAAACCAUAAGCCCGAAUCCAAACCUGCGCCUCCCGAAUCAGAUGCAUCUCCCAAAGCACAUGAGAGCUUGGAGACGCUUACCAAGCGAUAUCUGAAUACACAGAUUGAGCUCGCUUCACAGGCGGUCUUGGCCCCAGAUGUUUGCAUGUCACGAGAGGCUUCUCAAACAUCAGUCUCCGUCCAGGGGGAACCGAGGCUUAUAGUGUUGGAGGGCCAUUGGGUGAUUACCCAGAUUGUCAUUAGAGAGGAUGUCUAAUCGAAUAUUGUAGAGUGCAGGCCUACGUCUGGCCCCCCAUUCUUUGCACUGCAUAAAUACGUCUGCAAAGAAGAAACAAAAAAAAAAAAAAAACAAACAUGUUUCUCCUUCUCCUGAUCCACUGAAGGAGUGGUUGAACUUUUCUCAAGGCUUUUUCAAGUCCUUUAUGGCCAUUAGGCCUCCAUCAGGUCAUGCUGCUUCCCCUAUGCCCACGCCUUCUUAUCCCUAGGAAGAGACCUAAGGCCCCAUCUUAUCUGUGAUGAAGACUCCUCUUCUGAGUAGGAUGAGGAAUUGGACUAUUCCUCCCAAAUUCCUUCCCCUUUAAAUUAUGCUUCCCCCAAAGAACUCCAAUGGGACAGAGUCCCCCAUCGAGCAGAUUUCUUUCUGGGAGACUAUCUCCAAAGGGCAGGACACUUCAAGUGGGACUCCACAGAGUUGUCAGAGGUCCAGAAGUGCUAUUAUGACCUCCUCCAAGUUCAGACCCCCAGUCCUUCAGUCAUCCCUCCUGUAAUCCCUGCAUUUCUGGAUGUGUCCACCCACCCAGGCUCACAGCUCCCUGCUCCUAAAAAACUGAUGGGUACUACAGAGUACCCAAGCACUGCCAGUUCCUUUUUAAGGCACAUGCUGCAGAUCCUACAGUUAUCUCUGUUGCCUCUGAUAAGGCAUCCAAGUCCGUUCCUUCCUCUUCUUUGCUGCCCUCAGACAGUUGGAAAGGUUGGGAAAGAAAAUCUAUAUUUCUGCCACCCUGGUCUUCAGAGCUUUAAAUUAUCACACAUACAUGACCAGGUACAACUUGGAACUCCUUUCCCAGGUCUCUAAAUUGGUAUCAGAUAUGCCAGGCUCUGCAUAUAAGGCCCUGGCAUCCUCUGUCCUUGCCACCUCAUCUCAAGUAGCCAGACAUUCUAUCAAGUGCACCUAUGAUGCAGUAGAAGCCUCCUCCUAGGAAUGCCACUUCCUCUUCUGUCCUUUGAAGAUUUGCCUGGCUAAGGCUUCAACCUCUACAUAAAGAUAUCAAGGCAAAACAGACGUAUGCUCCCCUGGAUUAUAAUGCCCUGUUUGGGAAACCUUCUGCAGAGCUCUUCAAAUCUCUGCAGGAAAAAAAAUCAAAUAUCUUAAGGAUCUAAAACACAUUUUGGUAUCCCCUGUGCCUAAAUUUCACACGAAUUAUCCUGCAAAACAAACUUUGGUAUGCAGGCAAUCCAGAGCACCUCAAUCUAGACCCCCAAAAGAUGGCUAAGAAGACCCACCAAUUCCAAUGCUUCUACCCAUCAUAUAACCAAACGGCCCUUUCUUGAUCAAACUGGCUCAUCUUCGUGACUCUGGCAACAACUUAAUUCCCCUGUCCCAGCCUUCCUGGGAACUCAUUAUUCAGGACUCUUGGGUGUUAAGUAUCAUAAAAAUGGUUUGGCACAAAUUGCCUGCCAUCAGGGGAAUUUCCCUACCACCAAAGGAUCGGCUCCCCCUUUUCCUGCCAGGUCAUCUAGAACUCCUACAGCAAGGCACCAUAGAACCUGUUCCCCUUGGGGAAGAGGGUAGGGACUUUUACUCUCAUCUUUUCCUAGUUCCCAGGAAGGAAGGACGCUUGAGACCAAUCCUAGAUCUCUCCUACCACUACAGUUUCCUCAUAAUCUCCUCUUUCAAAAUGUUAACUCUACAAUCACUGUUUUCUCUUGUCCUUCCUCAGGCAUUUCCUGCUUCAAUAGAUAUGAAGGAUGCUUACCUCCAUAUCCCAGUUCACCACAGAUCCUGGAGAUUCCUAUGAUUUUCUGUGGGAUCCUCACACUGUCAUUUCUCAGCUUUGCCUUUUGGACUCUCUACAGCUCCAAUAGUCUUCACAUAAAAUGUCUAGUUCAGGUAGUAGCCUUUUGCAUACCUGGAUGACCUCUUAAUCCAAGCCACUUCUCAAACAGAAUUGAAUAAAUCCUUCCAAAUGGCAACUGCCAUUCUUCAAAACCUGGGAUUUGCCAUCAUCUUCCAAGAAAUCAUCACUGGACCCAGCCCAAGAUCUCAUAUUUCUGGGCUGCAGAUUACAAACCCUGAGCAUAAUAGUCUCUCUUCACCUUCCAAAGCUCAGGAGAUCUCACUAAUCUUUGCAGAGACACUCCAACUAAAUCAGAUUUCUGCCAGACAUUUCCUCAGGAUCUUGGGCCUAAUGGCUUCCACCAUCCCAAUGCUUCCUCUGGCAAGGCUUCACAUGAGGAAACUUCAGUGAUUCCUCAAAUCAGUGUGGUCUCAGCAUGCUCAUCAUCUAGAACAUCUGGUUCCGCUCCUCCCAUGUCUAAAGCAGGAGCUCCAGUGGUGGAUCUCAGAACUAUCUGUAAACCCAGGUCUUUCUCUCUUCACCCAUGCCACCUACUCAGACCUUAUUUACAGAUGCUUAGGACAUGGGCUGGGGGGUGGCAUUAGACCUCCACACAGCUCAAGAGCAGUGGUCUUCCUCCCAAAUGAACAAACACAUAAAUGUGAAAGAAAUUAUGGCACUGAUUUUAGCCCUCCAAACCUUCAAGUCACUGAUCAGACCAGGGAGAUUGUGUGUACACAUAGGUAACUUGACAGUCUUGUGGUACAUAAACAAGCAGAGAGGUGCAGGGAGGUACAAGAUCCUAUCUCCUGUGCAGAUCUAGCUUGUUAUCUAGCUGUAUUUCUCCAAGCGGUGUACAUCCUUUCCAGCCAGAAUACAGUGGCAGACACCCUAAGCAGAUCCAGGACAUAAGCCCACGAAUGGAUGUUUCACAGGGAUGUGUUCUUAAACAUUGUCCACCAGUGGGGUAUUCCAGAGAUAGUUUGUCUCCCCCAUGAACAAACAGCUUCCUCUGUUUUGUGCUAGAAAAUGCCAUCCUCAGGCAUGGAGAGUGAAUGCCCUUUAAGUAUCAUGGAAGGGGAAAUUCCCACAUGCAUUCCCUCCCCUUCCACUCAUCCCCAAAGUCCUGUUGAAAGAAAUCUUGCUGGUGGCUCCCUAUUGGCCAAGACAGCAUUGGUUCCCCCUUCUGUUUCACCUAGCCAAGGGCAGUCACCACAUGUUAACACGGAACAAGAGCUCUCUCCUACACCCACAUCUGGAAGUUCUCCAAUUAACUCUGUGGGUGAUAGAACCUUAAUACCAUUCAGACACCUUUACUCUGAGGAUUUGCUUCAAUUAUUGCAGGAGGCCAGGAAUCCUACUAGAAAAUCUUGCCUCUCCCAAUGGAAGAUGUUCUCUGUUUGGUGUCAAGCUAGGAAUCAAGACCCAUUGAAAGCACUCCUGCCUAUGGUUCUGUCCUAUCUGUGUGAAUUGCUUAAUCCAGGAUUAACAUACUCUUCAAUCAAGGCUCAUUUGACAUCCAUUUCUGCUUUUUUACCACUAAGUGAUCCCUUAGCUUCCAGAUUCGAAGCUAAACAAUUUCUCAAAAAUGUCCUUCAUAUCAGACCCCCCCAGGAGACUGGUGGCUCUACCUUGGGACCUCAGCUUUGUAUUAAAGAAGUAAACUCAAGCACCGUUUGAACCUGCUUCCUCUAGCUCACUCACACACUGCACAUGGAAGACCAUCCUCGUAGUGCCCAUUACCUCUUCAGGCGGGUCUCAGAGUUAACAGGCCCUUAUGGCUUCUCCCCCUUCUUGUCUUUCCAUAAAGACAGUGUGUCCUUGCGGACCAAUUCCUCAUUCAUGCCUAAGGUUGUCAAUGAAAUUGUCCCUAAACCGGGCAAUUCACUUGCCAACUUUCUUUCCCUCUCCCCAGAACAAUAGUGAGAGGAUCCUGCACACUCUGGAUGUGCACAGACAGCUCAGGUUUUACUUACAUAAGACUAAACCCUUCAGGAAAGCAGACCAAUUAUUUCUGUCUUUCUGUCACCGGGCUGUGGGAGUGUCUGUGUCUAAACAGACCAUCUCUACUUGGAUAUCCACAUCUAUUGCCUUUUGCUACACCCGCCACGGUAAGGUUCUCCCUGGCUCAGUCAAAGCUCACUCUACCAGAGCAGUAUCUUCUUCAGGGGCCUUCCUUAGGGGUUUGGAUACCAACUUUAUCCUAGAAACCGCUACUUGGGCUUCUGUCCACACCUUCACCAAACACUAUAAGCUGGACUCCAUCUGUAGGUCCAGGGCAGGGUUUGCCAGGGUCAUUCUCCAUAGGUUCCUUGAAAGUUCCUCUGCCACUUCCUCCACCCUUUCCUCAUGAGCUUUUGUAAUUUCCCUUAAGUCAGGAAUACUGCAACAGAAGAAUAGGAGGACAUAGAUUAGUUGUGUAAGAACUUACCGUAGUGAUAGAUGUCCUUCUUUUUUCUGUUGCAGUAUUCCAACAGUCUGUCCUUUCCCCCACUUUUGACCUUUCUUGGAUGCACAGAUCUUCAUUCCUUUAGACUGUCUCUCUGCCUGGGGCUUCAGUUCUAUGGGUGGUGCGUGCAUACGUCUCCCUUAUGGACGACUGUCAGCCAAUGUCAGAUGUACCACGCACCUUUGGUAUUAACAGACUUUUGUAUACUGGCCAAAGUUGGGUUGUUGCCUUGGCAGGCAAGUCCCUUAAGUCAGGAAUACAGCAACAGAGAAGAGAAGGACAUCUAUUAUUAUGGUAAGUUCUUACACAACCAGUCUUACUUGAAUAUUUGGGAUAGCAGUUUGGUGCUUGUUCUUCCCCUCUCUGCCUUGUUUAAACACUGAAUGAUGGAAUAAACAUUUUCUCUUGAUUUACUGCACAAA
Protopterus annectens (West African lungfish) is the source of this 7861-nucleotide messenger RNA. It is a transcript of the gene RPP21, whose product is annotated as ribonuclease P/MRP subunit p21. The record is from RefSeq and is a predicted model, not a curated record. Gene Ontology annotation, cellular component: nucleolar ribonuclease P complex. The transcript is spliced from 6 exons. Lineage: Eukaryota; Metazoa; Chordata; Ceratodontiformes; Protopteridae. The coding region runs from base 545 to 1909 and encodes 454 amino acids. Gene Ontology annotation, biological process: tRNA processing.